This is a messenger RNA of Arctia plantaginis, 564 nucleotides long. The record is from the annotation of a GenBank genome assembly. Lineage: Eukaryota; Metazoa; Arthropoda; Insecta; Lepidoptera; Erebidae.
AUGAGUACUUCAAGAGGAAGUAACGUUAGGAAACGCCCUCAAAAGCAUCAAAACAGAACUGCAUUUAAAAAUGAUUUACAUGACACUAGCCACAAAACUAAAUUUAUUAAUUCUUUAGAAGUAACAGGAGUCUGUAACCGUUGCAAGGAUAUUAUUGAAUGGAAGAUUAAGUAUAAGAAGUACAAACCCUUAACUGCAGCACGGAAAUGUGUAGGUUGUGAACAAAAAACAGUUAAAUAUGCUUACCAUUUGAUGUGUACUCAAUGCGCUAAAGACAAACAAAUAUGCGCUAAAUGUUGCAAACCAGUUACGGUUGAAAAUAUUGAAUUUGUUGAUGGCAGUGAAAAAACAGAUUUAAAAGCAAUGUUAAAAGACUUACCAGAAAGAAAGCGUCGGACUAUCCUCAGACACUUAAACAAUCAAGAAGGUGGUCAGGAAUAUGUUACCCCGGAAAUAAAGGCACAAAUAGAAGAUAUGUUAACAAAAAUGGAAAAUAUUGAUUUAGAUGAUGAGCAAUUUUUUUCUGAUGAGAGCUUAUCAGAAAGUAAUGAACAGAGUACAUAA